AUGCAUCUGGCAAAACCAAACGAUAAAAAUCAGAGGACAUCAAUCUUUUCGGUCCACGUUCACCCUGACGGAUCUCGCUUAGCAACUGGAGGUCUCGAUAAUAAAAUAAAAUUAUGGAGUACUGCCAGCAUAAUUGAUGUAGAUAAAGCGAACGAUCCUAGUGUACCACGUUUAUUAUGUACUUUAGGUCUCCACAAUGGCUCAGUCCUCUGCGUCAGAUGGUCAAGCAAAGAUGGGCGAUAUUUAGCCUCAGGAUCAGAUGAUCAACUUGUUUUGAUAUGGGAAUGGGAUAGAUCUACUGAAGGAUGGUCAGGAGGAAGCGUGUUUGGAAGUGGAGAGCACAACAUUGAGAAUUGGAAACCUGUAAAGCGACUCUCUGGGCAUCAAUCAGACGUAGUUGAUCUUGCUUGGUCGAGAACUAAUACCUAUUUGGCGUCAUGCGGUUUAGACAGCUUGGUAUUCAUAUGGGACGGCAAAACGUUUGAUCAGCAUCUUGGAUUUGUUAAAGGUGUUACGUGGGAUCCCGUUGGCGAAUAUCUUGCAACAGAGUCUGAUGAUAAAACAGUUAAAAUAUGGCGAACUACUGAUUGGACCGUGCAAGCUGAAAUCAGUGAACCUUAUGCAAGUUCUCCCACAACUACUUUUUACCGUCGUCUUAGCUGGUCUCCAGAUGGUUCUCAUGUCGCAACAGCAAAUGGUGCACAAGGUGCGGUAGCUAUCGCAGCUAUAUUUAAUCGAGGCGAAUGGCGAACUGACAUAUCCUUGGUGGGGCAUGAUUCUGCAAUUGAAGUCGUGGCGUUUAAUCCAGUUAUUUUUAUGAUACCUGACAGUGAUGACGCUGAUCCUAAUUCUGAAACCAUGGGUAGUGUAUGCGCUGUUGGAAGCCAAGAUCAUAGCAUUUCUGUAUGGGUAACAAGAAAUGCCCGUCCACUCUUUGUUUGUCAAAAACCUUUUGAACACAGCGUAUUGGAUUUGGCGUGGUCACCUGAUGGUACACAGCUUUAUGCGUGUUCUUAUGAUGGAACUGUGGUUGUUUUACAAUUCAUUAAUAAAGAAUUUGGCACUCGGGUGUCUGAUGAAGAACAUGAAAAGCUCCUUACAAAAUACGGUUUCACUGCAAAAGAGCCGAUAAUUCUUGAAAGUACUACUCAACUUAGUUUAGAAAGUGAAUAUGCAAUUGUAAAAAGUAAAGAGAAAUCGGAUCUUAUGGCUAAUAUGAUGGCACCGUUAGAUAGUCCAACUGUUGAUAUGGAUAUUAGCACUUCUGAAACAAACAAAAUUUUAACCACUGGCCCAACGAUUACCGAUUUUAGACCAACUGUUCUUCCAGAACCACUGCCUUCAAUCGGAACGCAACAAUCAAUUAACUAUGAUAGUGAAAUGUCUACAAAUACUAAUGGAGUAUCGACUUCUGCACCUAACACAACGGUUAAUGUUGCUAUUUCUCAACAAACUGUUACUGUGACAAAAGAUGGAAAAAGGAGGAUUCAGCCUCAAUUUUUGAAAAGUCUUAUCUCAUCUACUCCUCAUUUACAACCAAACAUAUCUUCAACUUCCGAACAAGUUAUUGUUGAACCUUCUACAUCAAGUAAUGGCUCUACAAUUGUUUCUGCUCUUCCAAAUAGUCAUCAAAAAUUAUCAACUGAAGAUAUAUUAGGCAGCGAGAUGGACGCUCCUUCUCGCGCUUUGCCGCCUGGUGGAAUUCCUACUCUUAUUAUUGGAAAUAAACGGAGUACUCCGCCAACAUCAGAUACAACUACUCAAUCUAACAAGCGACAAAAUAUAUCUGGCAAGAUACAGUCAGAAGUUGAACCACAAUCAAGUGUUUUAAGAUCAUCCUUAGUUUCACCAUCUGUUGCAAUGUCGCAAGUAAGAUUAGCUACUCAUAAGGUCUUGAAUUACCUUGCUAAAGACCGCCUAGAUGGUGCAACAUUAAAAUUAGAAUGCUACAAUUCUAGUGACAAUUCACCAUCUCAACUAAUGUGUACUCGUGGUAAGGCUACUGUAUGGUUUGACUACGUCCCGAGUGCGGUGAUACUUAUUACCGGACAUUCACAAUAUUCUGCUGUCGCAUGUGAAGAUGGUAGCAUAUAUAUAUACUCUUCUGCCGGUCGACGGUUAUUACCAGUGAUAGUGCUCGAGUCAUCUGCUUCAUUUCUUGAAAUAUGUCGAGAUUAUCUUUUGGUUUUAACUCAAGUAGGGUUACUUAGUGUUUGGGAUUUACGAAACCUCAAAGCAAUCGUACAUUCCGUAUCUAUUGCACCAAUUCUUUAUUCUGCAUCAUUAAAUUCGGACGAUUUUAAUUCUUCCGUGUCUAUAAUAAGUGCACAUGUUAGAUCUAAUGGGAUCCCAUUACUAAUCACGAGUACAAAUGAAGCAUGGUGUUAUCAUUUUGAUAUGCAUGUUUGGACGCGUGUGUACGAUCCACGAUAUACGUCAAAAGACUCAACUGGAUCAGAAAUUGGUGAAGUUAAUGGUGGUGGAAUAUUAGCAUCCCUUGAAAACUAUGCAAGGCAAGGAGGUGUAAGAAAUCUUGGGUCAUUGUCGCACUUGAGACGAUUAAGUGGAAAUGAUACUCCAGGGCAACCAAAUCAUCAGAUUGGCUAUUUAGAAACUCAACUUGUUGCCGCCGAAUUAGUCAAUUCUCCUGUAGAGUAUAAGAAAUUAUUAUUCCAAUAUGCCCAAAAAAUAGCCGAUGAGGAAGCAGAAUAUCGCACUGAAGAUUUUGGAGGUCGCGCAAAAUCAAAUUGGGAUCCAUUUUUAAUGGGAAUGUCAAAGCGUCAGUUACUUGAAGAAGUGUUGACAGUAUUGUCGUCUAAUCGUUCUUUACAACGCCAUGUAACAGAAUAUAAAAAUGCUCUUAAUAAGGUUCUGAAUUUAGAUUAA
This is a messenger RNA of Scutellospora calospora, 2886 nucleotides long. Lineage: Eukaryota; Fungi; Glomeromycota; Glomeromycetes; Diversisporales; Gigasporaceae. The record is from the annotation of a GenBank genome assembly.